CUUGUUAUGACGGUGGCCUAUGACAGUUAACGUCGUUCUCAUUCUGUGAUAAAGGCUGAAGGAGCCCAGACUAAAAAUGUCUGGAUAAAGAAGUCUGGAUGACAGGAGUUUGAAUUAAGAAAAGGAUUACUGGAUUAUUAAGUCCGAGUCAUGGCAGAAGGCUCUACCGUGGUGGUGAAAGGAGGGUCCAGAGUGGGAGAUUCUGGUGAACAGGACAGAGGGUCACAGGUGUCACGUGACAUACCUGACCAUAUUGGGGCGGCCUCCAUGACAACCACGUUCUCUACGGAUGAGUCAAGUAUGGCCAGCCAGAUGUCCAGCAAGGUAAACAGCACAGGGGAGACUACUCCAAGGUCUGCCUUCAAGAAGGACGACGAGUACACGACUCAGUUUUUCGGCUUCACAACGAAGUCAUUUUGCAAUGGCAUUUAUAAUGCCUAUAACUGCCUACUGUUGGACGUCUUAGAGACCUGGUCAGCAUUUGUACAUCAACAGUUUUCAUCAAAAUGUGGGCUGACAGAGGAGAAGAUGAGUGCUGCGUGUGAAAACAUUCGGAAGGCACUCGUCAGUAAAUUGGACAAAGGUUUUGACAGGUUAGAAUUAUACAUGGAAAACAACAUGUUUCAUGUCCCAAAGAGUAUUGUACUUGAGGAGGACAAAGCUCAUAGCUUGUGGGAUCCUUCCGCUGAGGAUGAAGCUGAAGUGGAUCAGGAGAUAGAGGAGCUGACAGACAAAAUCCAGGCAAGUUCUCUGUCAAAGGCACAAAAGUCAGCAGGUAGGAGCUGA
This is a messenger RNA of Liolophura sinensis, 786 nucleotides long. RefSeq lists its product as uncharacterized. The transcript has 6 exons. Bases 151 to 786 code for a protein of 211 amino acids. Gene Ontology annotation, biological process: mitotic sister chromatid segregation; mitotic cell cycle; kinetochore assembly. The record is from RefSeq and is a predicted model, not a curated record. Gene Ontology annotation, cellular component: chromosome, centromeric region; MIS12/MIND type complex; nucleus. Lineage: Eukaryota; Metazoa; Mollusca; Polyplacophora; Chitonida; Chitonidae.